AUGUCCCCGCGCGCGACGAUGCUGCCCUCCUUCACUCUGGUUCUGAGCAACAGCAACUAUUCACCACCGCCCUACCACUCGCGCUAUCAUGAAAAGUACUACCCGCCGCCGCCGGAGCCGUUCAGCAGAGACGAUCCUCUGAUGAGGACUGUGGACUAUAGAUUCGUUGCGUCUGGUUUUGACGCGGAUUUGUGUCUGCCUGCGAUGUCUGAUAUCGAGGAGGAGGACGAGGAGACGGAUGGAGUGGUUAUCAUAGCCGAAGAAGCAGCGGAGUCUUCGAAUGGUACCAAGCGGCCGAAAAUUUCUGUCUUUCUGAAGGACUUGCUGUUCGUAGUCAAACUGAAGAUCCGGAAGCUGCGCAGCGGCGUGCUCGCCGCGCCGAAGCAAAACCUUGAAGUUGAUCUUCUCUCUUGA
Molecule: messenger RNA, 414 nt
Organism: Gloeophyllum trabeum ATCC 11539
Lineage: Eukaryota; Fungi; Basidiomycota; Agaricomycetes; Gloeophyllales; Gloeophyllaceae
Exons: 4
Coding region: 1-414 (137 amino acids)
Source: RefSeq, a predicted model, not a curated record